CAGCCAGCGGAAAAUAGACUAUGCCAAGAGCAUAUUGAAAAGCUGUCUUCAGCCAGGGCUGGCCAGUUUAACAACUCCAUUCCCUGUUCCGAUUUGCACACUAGGCUCUUUGACGCAACAGAAAACUCUUCUCCCCUCUGUGUGUGUGUGUGUGUCCACCCCCUGCCCCCAUUUCCUCUUAAACCUGCCUGGACAAUUUGGGUUUGUGAAUUUUUUUUCUCUUCAGAUGCAAGUUUAUGUGAGGAUAUCUUCUUGACCAGUUCAUUCCAUGAGGCUGGGUUCUCUUCCUCGCCUCUCAGCACACACUCACCUUCCUGUUUUCUGUCAGGAAAGUAGAAAUGAACACAAGGCUCUCAUUGCAGAUCUGCAGCUGAACUCCUGACCAUUUGACAGUCAAGCGCUGCCCUAGCAAGCAGGAUUUUCAACUCGGUGGCAAGUUAGCAAUGCUCAGGAAUUAAAAAGCUGGUGAGCCUUAAGUGUGGGUUUAAAAAAAAUAUCUUUGCAUUUUAAAGAAGUCUUCCGUGAUCUCCAGUGUGUCUUAUGCAAGAUAAUAAAUUAUCCUCAUUUUGAAAGUUGGAACAGAGUUACAUCUUGCACCUCACGGAAGACAGCAACGCCCAGCAGUAUGGAAGAGUACAUGUAGGAUACUUGCUUACAAUUUUAUAAGUAACAAAGAAUUUUAGGACAGUCAGUUUUGGAAGAUGUAUACUUUUGAAUUCCUUACCUGUCUAGGAAUUUCCUUUUAACCUGUAUUUGCAUGGUACGGUAGACAUCUGAAAUGCUUUGGCUUUUUAAAUUUUUUUUUAAUUGAUCAAAACAGCAGUGCACUUUUUAAAGGAAAAGCAGACUAAGAAAAUACUCCUUUCUCUAAUCUCUGACAGAGGGCACCACCUCAUUUUUUAACUGGAUGUGCCAAGGAACUUGGGCCUUUCAGAGGUUGUCGAGCCAUGCUCUCCCCCUGCAGCUCCAGGGAUGAAGAAUAAGAAUUUUACAAGAUCGCUCUCCACUGCUUCCAGCCAACAAGACUGAAACACCAUCAGCUGAUGCCAUUGAGUUGCCUCACACUGUUGGCUUUUGCGCUUGCCUUUUGAUGCGUGCAAUGCCGCCCUGUUCCCUCUACGUUGCCUGCAUGCCACUAAGAGAACAUUCGUCAACGAAUGCAGGUGUGCCCAUGCACGCAGCUUGCAAACUGGGUCCUGGGGAAAGCUGCUGCAAACCUUAGACCUGGCACUGGAGGAAUAUGUGGGCGCUGCCGCCAGAUGCUUAGCAGAACAUGGUUCGUCGAGGGAUCGUGGCAUGGCUCCCUCGGGUGGCCGUUCUGCUGGUGGUCCUCUGUUGUGCGGUGUCCGUGCUCUACAUGCUGGCCUGCACCCCGCGAGGUGACAACCAGCAGCUUGCCUUCCCCAGAGCCAACAACCCUACGGGGAAAGAGGAGUACCAGGCGAUCUUGCAGGAAAGGGAAGAACACCACUGGGACUACAUCAGCAGCCUGAAGAGGCAGAUUGCAGAGCUGAAGGAUGAGCUCCAGGAAAGGAGCCAGCAGCUGAAGAACAUGCAAGGCCACAGCACGGACUCUUUGGGAGUGGGGAUGGACCGGCGGGACCCUGAGAAGCCCCAGAAGGCCCUCUUGCAGUUCCUGCAUUCCCAGGUGGACAAAGCAGAGGUGCACACGGGAAUGAAGCUGCCCAAUGAGUAUGCCGCGGUGCCCUUUGAGAGCUUCACCCUUCACAGAGUGUACCAGCUAGAGAUGGGUUUGACCCGUCACCCAGAGGAGAAGCCGGUGCGGAAGGACAAGCGAGAUGAGUUGGCGGAGGCUGUUGAGCUGGGCUUGGAGACUUUGAACAGCCCAGAGAGGAACAGCAACACAAACCGCCGGGCGUAUUCCCCCUCUGACUUCAUAGAAGGCCUUCGUCGGAUAGAAAGAGAUAAAGGCACCCUGUACGAGUUGAUAUUCAAGGGAGGCAAAGCAUAUGAAUUCGAGCGAAUUGUCCUAUUCAGACCGUUCGGCCCCAUCAUGAAAGUUAAGAAUGAAAACCUCAAUAUGGCCGACACCCUUAUCAAUGUCAUAGUCCCGCUGGCUAAAAGAGCCAGCAAGUUCCGGCAAUUCAUGCAGAAUUUCAGGGAGAUGGGUAUACAGCAGGACAGGAGAAUUCACCUCACUAUCGUUUACUUUGGGAAAGAACAAAUGAGCGAGGUCAAAGGAAUCCUUGAAAACACAUCCAGAUCAGCCAACUUCAAGAAUUAUACCUUCAUCCAGCUGAACGAAGAGUUCUCAAGAGGGAAAGGCCUGGACGUGGGUGCACGGUUUUGGAAAGGAAGCAAUGUUGUCCUCUUCUUCUGUGACGUAGAUAUAUACUUCACAGCAGAAUUCCUCAACACGUGUAGACUGAACACACAACCAGGGAAGAAGGUGUUCUACCCAGUUCUUUUCAGCCAGUAUAACCCAGGCCUAAUUUAUGGACACCACGAUUCCAUUCCACCUGUAGAACAGCAGUUGGUUAUCAAAAAGGAGACAGGGUUUUGGAGAGACUUUGGUUUUGGAAUGACUUGCCAAUACCGCUCUGAUUAUAUCAACAUUGGAGGAUUUGAUCUCGACAUAAAAGGCUGGGGAGGAGAAGAUGUACAUCUGUACCGCAAAUACCUUCACAGCAACCUCAUUGUGGUCAGGACGCCUGUCCGGGGCCUCUUCCAUCUCUGGCAUGAAAAGCACUGCUUGGAUGAGUUGACCCCAGAGCAGUACAAAAUGUGCAUUCAGUCCAAGGCCAUGAAUGAAGCCUCUCACGGCCAGCUGGGGAUGCUGUUUUUCAGGAGGGAGAUCGAGGCUCAUCGGCGCAAGCAGAAAGCAAGCAAUAAGAAGUCUUGAAGCCAAAGGAGGUCUUACUCGGAGAUAAAAACCAAGAACCUAAAAAUCUGACUCAGAAGGCUGUUCCCAAAACCACACUCGCAGGAGAGGAAAUGCUUCUCUUGGUUAUUUGCUUGCGGGGCUUUUGAUACCACCGUAGCCUUUUCUCUGUGCUCACACGGCAGCACUGGGUGAUGCCAUUACGGCAUGGAGAAUAGCUUCCCCUCCAACCCCUCAACGGUUUGAUAUUUGAAGGACAAACAAGGUGGUUUUCCAACUUUGACUGACGCUACAAUAGGAUUACACAAAGCUUUACAUUUUAUCAAAUGGGUAGUGUGGUGCUCAUAAACUUGGAUUGAAUGAAAUCCCAGGGAGAUCUUUACAGAGUGGAGCCUGUAAUGUUGAAAUGAGGUUACUGACGAUAGCCCCGAUCCAGUUUUUUCCUAGACUCUGUUGUUGUGAGUAACCAGUGGCCCUAGAUAGGGGAUGCACACGCAUAUCUGGGCCAUGUGUGCCGCCAAUCCAAUUCAAGGGAGGUUAUUAGAUAAGCACCAUAACAGAAUGACUGGGAUCCAGAUCAGUUGCGUGGGUCAGGGCUCUCUUGUCAGAUGAGCAUUUAGAUGUUUAUCUAAUGACUCCUAGCAGCUAGAAAGCGAACAAUGAAAGUUGAAUGUAUUAGCUCUGUAUGGAAGCCAACACCAUUAUCACAAUUCAUUCUCUCUCUCUCUCUCUCUCAUAUACACCCACCCACACGCCUCACAAAGCCAUAUCUUCUGAACUUCUGUGGAGUCAGUAAAGAUAAUAUGGUCACUUGUCCUUGAGUGCUCUCAAUUAUCAUUCUUUGCUUGUCCUCAACAGCGCACUUUGGGUUUUGUGUCCCUUUGCGCACACUUAACAUGCAAAGAGCUGCUGAGAUGUAGCACAAUUUAAUGGAAUGGUGAAAUGUUUUUGUGACUAGAUCUAAGGUCAGGUGGAUUGGUAAGUAAAGCCAAGAGGGGCUUUUAGCUAGAAGCACCAGUCCUGACUUGCACUGAACCUCAUACAGUUUGGAGACAUUAAAGAGAGAUGGAUUUAGCAGACAAUGAUUUUGUCUAGGACUUGACAUUAAUAUUUGCUGACUUAGAUUCUGCUUUCUUCUUACCCUUACAUGUUUGAGGUUCCAGCCUUUAAAACAGAGCAUCAUUUAAAUACAGACACAGAUGAAAAUAUAAGGUAUAUAUUUCCUGACAUACCUAGCCGUACAAACAAUUAGAUAAUACUGAUAAUUGAAAAGCAAGGCUAUAUAGUGGAGCCUUGUCCAGAUUCUGCACAUAGAAGGCAAAUAGUCUCUUUUAAAAUUUCAGCCACUUUGCCUUUCAUUUUGGCAAAUCAUGAUCCAGAGUUUCUCCAGGCCCCUGCAGACAAGCGGUAUUUUUGUUCUGCGACAUGUUGUUGACUCAAUAAUAGUGCAUUUAGUGAUGGAUUUAUACUGGACAGUCCACACACGAUUCCACUUUAUUAUUCGUUCUGGGAUGCUUCCUCAGUGGUACUGCAGUGCUGCUGUCUAGAGGGGCACUCUUUGUACUAUAGCUCUACCAAAGCAGGACAGAAUAAACUGGAACAUUUCUGGUACAAAAAGUGACAGGACAUUGGGAGAAAGUUACAGGACGUGCACUGAUUGGAAAGGAAGCAGUGUGUUCACCCUGAAACAUCUGGAGGCACAAACAGUAUUGGAAGUGGAAUCAAGUACAACCUCUCCAAUCCCAUCAUGAGCACAAAUCAUGAAGGCAAAAUGGGGGCCCAACCACACUUUUCCACCCACCCCCCGAUUCAGUGCUAAACCACGGGUUUUCUGGGGGAAAGCAGUGGGCAAAUGCAAAACCACUCAGACCCAGCUUUCUAGACCCAGGGGAAGUGUGAGUCUAAAAAGGGUGGCCCUCUGCAGUGAACUGAAUAACACAAUUAAAAUGGGAUUCAGGCAAUGGAUGAGUCCAUUCCUUUACAGAGAGAGGGCUUGGUUAA
Messenger RNA from Podarcis raffonei (Aeolian wall lizard), 4843 nucleotides. It is a transcript of the gene CSGALNACT1, whose product is annotated as chondroitin sulfate N-acetylgalactosaminyltransferase 1. The transcript has 9 exons. Gene Ontology annotation, cellular component: Golgi cisterna membrane. The record is from RefSeq and is a predicted model, not a curated record. The coding region runs from base 1274 to 2863 and encodes 529 amino acids. Lineage: Eukaryota; Metazoa; Chordata; Lepidosauria; Squamata; Lacertidae. Gene Ontology annotation, molecular function: glucuronosyl-N-acetylgalactosaminyl-proteoglycan 4-beta-N-acetylgalactosaminyltransferase activity.